Corylus avellana is the source of this 1151-nucleotide messenger RNA. Its product is annotated as poor homologous synapsis 1. The record is from RefSeq and is a predicted model, not a curated record. NCBI's taxonomy places the organism in Eukaryota, Viridiplantae, Streptophyta, Magnoliopsida, Fagales, Betulaceae.
GCCAAGAGAGAGAAAAAUGGCGGGAACUCUGGCAAUAGUACCGAGCGAAAGAGUAAAUGAGGCGGCGGCUUCCAUUAGAGAGCAGUGGGAGAUCCAGUUCGCUCGCUUCUUCAGCUACCCUACUCUCUCCUCCACGUGUCCCGAUCUCGUGCCUCUCACAAUUAAAGUCCGAAAACAACGUCGCCAAGGCACCUGGGUCUCUUCCUCCUCCUCCGCUGUUCUGGAGCUCGCGCACGACCUCUCCGGCUCCGAAACAAUCCUCACCGUCUGUUUCAGAGGGAGGAACCUCGAACAACACUACGUGUCCAAGCUGCACUUCUCCUGGCCUCAGGUGUCAUGCUUAUCCGGAUAUCCUGCCAGGGGCAUCAGAGUAGUCUUUGUGAGCUACAAAGAUCAUGUAGGCGAGAUCCAGAAGUUUGCUUUGCGAUUUUCUACAAAUUGUGAGACACAGAUAUUCAUAAAUGCUUUGAAGGAUAUCUUGAAGGAUGCAAGGGAUUUUGCACCUCUAACUAGCAACUUAGGAUCUGAAAUUUUAUCACAAUCUGAGUUCAUGUCUUCUAAUGGACACCCCGAUAGAGCUUGUGAGGAGGACUUGAGUUUUAUGGAUACUGUCCAAGCUUAUACGCCUCAAAUGUCACCAAGUUUCAACACUGAAGUUGAGCAACACUCGUCAGAGCAGGAAAAGAAAACUGACCAGGAAAAGCAAACUGCAGUUUGUCAUGAAAUUGUAGAAAUGGUUGCAGCAUUACCCCCCAGCUUCACAUCGUUACUUACCAACUGUUACUCUGAGGUCACCCAAGGUGCAACCAAAUCAUCUGUUUGCAAGGAAGUUGAUCUCAAAUCCCAAAUCAUGAACUGCUUUUUUCAUACACGUUAUUUGUUUUGUUGCAGAGAUACAUGGAAGAUUCUUCCUUCCAAGAUAUGCUGAUGAGAGUGGAGAAAGUUAUCAGCGAAAUGGGUGGUAAUAUGACACUGUAGUUGAAUAUGGCUUUGCAUAUGACGUCUGGUGCAGAAUGCACAACUCCCCACCCAGGCGUUUGCCUCGUACAGACUAAACUAUCUUCAUAUGAAAAGGUUCCAUUUUUCUUUUGAUGAUUUUUGAAGAUAUUUGUAGAUGACCAAGUUUGCUUGAAAGUUGGGUUUCACAGCCA